Thalassophryne amazonica is the source of this 914-nucleotide messenger RNA. It is a transcript of the gene mgst3b, whose product is annotated as microsomal glutathione S-transferase 3b. The transcript has 4 exons. Gene Ontology annotation, molecular function: glutathione transferase activity; glutathione peroxidase activity. NCBI's taxonomy places the organism in Eukaryota, Metazoa, Chordata, Actinopteri, Batrachoidiformes, Batrachoididae. Gene Ontology annotation, cellular component: membrane; nuclear envelope; endoplasmic reticulum. The record is from RefSeq and is a predicted model, not a curated record. The coding region runs from base 81 to 503 and encodes 140 amino acids.
UUCUCAUUUCCUGUUGUUCCGCGAAUAAAAGUCAUAUUACGACCGCUUGGAGUUUAGAGGAUCUCGGUCACCGAGCGAAGAUGGAUCUAACGGACGUGUUACCGGCUAAUUUUGGCUACGUCAUCUUUGUUUAUCUGUACAGCUGGAUUAUGCUGUCGUAUCUCGGAGUGAAGGUUGGAGGCGCCAGAAAGAAAUACGGCGUCAAGUAUCCCACAAUGUACAGCGAUAAGGAGCAGGUGUUCAACUGCAUCCAGAGAGCUCAUCAGAACACUUUGGAAGUUUAUCCUCAGUGGCUCCUUUUCCAGACCAUCGCAGCUCUUAUUUACCCGUUGACAGCAUCGGUGCUGGGAGCCGUCUGGGUCACCAGCAGGUUCUCCUACGCCUGGGGCUACUACACAGGAGAUCCGGCCAAGAGGAUGUACGGCGCCUAUGGCUACAUUGGCUACCUCGGAGUUAUUUUUCUUUCCAUCGCGGUCGCUUUGCAGUUGCUUGGAGUCUUUUAGGGUGGUUUCUUCACGUUCACACCGACAUUAAAACACUGUUUAAUGAGGACUCAGCCUUUUUAUAAACCUUUUCUUGUGUAUUUAGUGAUAAUAAAGUAGAUGAUUAUUGCUUGAUUUGUUUUUUUAAUGAGCAUCAAAAUGAUUUUCUGUUGAAUUCUUUCACCGAAGCUGUGCAGCAUGAGUGAUGACCUGUUGAGUCCAAAACCACUAAUCACCUGUGUGACUCCAACAUGACAUCUGAAGCAUCAGGCUGACUGGACUGUGGACAGAAGUCCACAGGAGAUUAUUGUUCUCAUGCCCAAAAUGUGAAAUGAUUAUGGUGAUAUGCAGCAUUUUAUAGAAUCGUUUAGCUGCUACUCCAAACCUACACUAAUAAACCUCAGAGUAACCAAAGUAAAAGAGCUGUAUGUG